AUGGGAUAUCCCCCAGAAUUGGAGAAUGCAAUUCUGCAUUUCGAUGCCAAUGCCAGUCAGUCAUCAUUAUACUAUGGCGAAUAUCUCGCCCUAAUGGAGAUUGCUAAACGUGAAAACCAGUUUCCAUCAAUACCCAUAUUGAAGAGGAAGCUAGCAGUGGCCCAAUUAUCCCCUCAAGAGUUGGCGUUCUGGAGAAAAUCCGCCGGCCUGGAAGACAACAUAUACUUUCUCGAAUUCUUCAAAAAGGAGUUUCCCACAACACAAACAUGGCUAGAUUACCUCAAUGCGAUUGAACCCACAGAACCGGAGCUUCUUCAAGCAUUCGCUGAUUGCGGAUGGGACUAUAAAAGCGGCCAUGAGGUAUUCGUCAAACUUCGAGAGCUAUAUUCCUCGGAAGGAAAUGCCGAAAAAUUGCAAAAAUUGUACGAACGGAUGCUAUCUAUACCCCACGCUCAAAUCGAGGGGACCUACCAGGACUACUCCCCAUUUGUAUCUGCAACCUUUCCGGACUCUUAUCUGAGUCUAAUGAAGAAUGCCAGUCUGGCCAAGAAAGCAUGUGAGGCAACAAUACCUUACUAUAUAAAACUCGAGCAAAACAUUGCUGAUGACCCAUUUAACCCACAGCAUUGGAUCGCAUACAUCGAGUCAUGCGCCAAACAUAUGUUGAAAAACGCUUCAUUCGUAUCGAUUGAGCAGAUUUUCUUCAGAUCCCUCAUGGAAACUUCGAAGGUGUGUGAUGAGUCGUGGCUACCUGUUUGGAAGUCUUUUCUCAGUAUCGUGGAGCAGUAUGAAGAAUCACGUCUCCCACACUUCACAAAAUUGUUCAUCAAGUGCUUUCCAGAUCUCCCAGAUGGAUACACUGCAUUCAAUAAAUUGGAUCUUGAAGAUGACGAGUUUAACCGAUUAAGAACGGAGCUUCUUCGUUUGGUCGACGCGUUCAAAGCUGAUGAUAACUGGAAGCAACUAGCGACUACUUUGCUUGUAGGAGAUUUCAAGCAAUAUGCCAAGGUGCUGGAAACCUGGGCAUCAAUAUUUCUCGAGGACAUCAACACUAUUGCAUCCAAUGCCUUUGCCAGGGAGGAUGGUUUUGAGGUAUUGCAGUUGGCAAUUACAUUGGCAAGGAGAUGCUCGACUGACGAAGAUGCUUUCUUCGAUUUAUUUGUCGACUUGACCACCGCAUCUUUUGAUAAGUGGGCUCAUUCCGCAAAAGUCUGGGUAUUCUGCUUUCAGCUUCUCGCAUUGUAUGGUCCCCCAAAAUAUGGCAAGCGUAUGCUCAAGCUACUUCCAGAGGAUUUAUCCGAUCUCGAUGAUCCUAAGCUAGCCCUUGAUACUGCUUUAGCUCAUCAAGCUAUGCAUGGUCUGGCGGAGGAAAUUCAGCUGCUCUUGGACUUACUAGAGAAGACCCAUCCACGUCUUAUGUAUACUCCGGCAAAGAUGGAUAUAAAGAGAACCAACGAUGAAGAGCUUGAGGGGCCAGGGCAAAAAAAGGUGAGACUGGAGAACAAGCCAGAGGAGGCAAAUGAAGACGCAUCACGGAGUCGUGAAAUGUUCAGGGUGAAGGUGGAGAAUCUACCACUUUCCGCUAAAAAAGAUGAAGUUGCAAAUUUCUUUCAAGGCUAUUGUGAUCCUCUUUCCAUUGAUGUGUUCUCAACAGUUCAAGGACAUUUUGCAUUGGUUGAACUAAAGUCAGAAGAGGAGGUCAUGAAAGCUUUGGUCAGGGACCAGAAAGCUAUUGGGGAGUCUAUCGUGACAGUGAAGCGUAUUUUUGGAAACACCUUGUGGCUCACGAACUAUCCAUCUCACUGGGGAUUAUCAGAUGUCGAAAGCUUCUUAAAAGCUCAGGACUUGUUGUUUCUCAGUGUGAGGUUCCCUUCCCAAAGCGACAAACGUGAGAAAAGAUUUUGUUACAUCGAUUUCCCGGAUACCACUGCCACUCAGCUGGCACAGGCUCAGCUCGAUCAAUUGUCGCACAAGCGAAGUGGUCCUAAUGUGGCUCACCAGGUUUACGUUCAUAACAUCAACUUUGAGGUGACUACGGAAGAGACGUUACGCCAAUUCUUCAGUGGAAUUGGAAGGGUUGAAGAUGUCAAGGUUCCCCUCAACGAGACCAAUAGAGCAAAGGGUUUUAAGAACAACGGGUAUGCGUUUGUGACAUUCUCCGACGUCAAGGAUGUCAAGAAAGCCCUCGAUGCAAACGAGACGGUCUUGGAUGGCCGGACCAUUCAUGUCUCGAAAGGAAAAACAAAGCAGGCAAUGCAAAGCUCUCCACUGCAGUUCAACGUCAAGAGCACUAUUGCCUUGUUCAAUGUGAACAGCAUCAGCACCAAAGCUCAUCUUGAGGAGUUUUUGCAGAGCCGUGUGGGCUCAACCACCAAAGUCUUUUUGAAGCCUAGUAAGAGGGCAGCACUUGUCGAAUUUGAAAAUGAGUCUGAUGCUGGUAAAGCCAGUUUAUCACUCGAAGGAACCCUCUUUGACGAAGAGGUGCUUCAUGUGGGUUCUAAAGACGACUUUUUCAAGCAAGAGAACGACCAAAAACCAGCAAAGAAGACUACCAUGGCUCCUCCGAUGCUUAUGAGAAGAAAAAGACGUUAA
Molecule: messenger RNA, 2592 nt
Organism: Candidozyma duobushaemuli
Lineage: Eukaryota; Fungi; Ascomycota; Pichiomycetes; Serinales; Metschnikowiaceae
Product: U6 snRNP complex subunit
Exons: 2
Coding region: 1-2592 (863 amino acids)
Molecular function (GO): RNA binding; protein binding
Source: RefSeq, a predicted model, not a curated record